AUGUCUCAGAGAAAAUACGCACUAGAUAUUUUGCAAGACUCGGGACUUCUCGGCGCACGCCCUAACAAGUUUCCAAUGGAGCAGAAUUUGAAACUCACUCCCACAGAUGGAGCAUUGCUAAAUGAUGCAAUUAAGUAUAGAAGACUGGUUGGCAAACUUAUUUAUCUUACUGUCACAAGGCCUGACAUAGUCUAUUCUGUUCUAGCAUUAAGUCAAUUCAUGCAUCAACCUCGCAAACCUCAUUGGGAUGCUGCCAUACGGAUCCUCAAAUACAUCGAAGGUACUCCUGGUCAAGGUUUGCUAUUUCCUGCCACCAACAAUCUUGCCUUAAAAGCCUUUUGUGAUUCAGAUUGGGGUGGUUGUCGUGUCACCAGGAGAUCGGUUAUAGGCUACUGUGUUUUUCUAGGAAAUUCUCUUAUCUCAUGGAAAUCUAAGAAACAAGCCAAUGUUUCUAGAUCUUCAGCAGAAGCCGAAUAUCGAGCUAUGGCUAACACAUGUUUGGAGCUGACCUGGCUAUGCUAUAUAUUACAGGAUUUAAAAGUCCCACAAAUAGCUCAUACACCAUUGUUUUGUGAUAAUCAGGCAACUUUGUACAUUGCAACGAAUCCAGUUUUCCAUGAGUGUACAAAGCACAUUGAGAUAGACUGUCACAUAAUUCGAGAAAAACUGCAAGCUGGAAUGAUUAGUCAUUCACAUGUAUCUACGCGCUUCCAGUUGGCCGAUGUAUUUACAAAGGCCUUGGGGAAAGAUCAAUUUGUGGCACUACGCGACAAGUUGGGAGUUCAUGACAUUUACUCUCCAACUUGGGGGGAGUAUUAA
Messenger RNA from Prunus avium (sweet cherry), 819 nucleotides. Lineage: Eukaryota; Viridiplantae; Streptophyta; Magnoliopsida; Rosales; Rosaceae. The record is from RefSeq and is a predicted model, not a curated record.